AUGAGGACAUUGUUCACUGGGUCGUAUCUGGGGCUGUGGUACGACGAGCACAAGCAAUGGAGGACUAAGUUCGGGGCAGAAGGAGGGAACGCACAAACACUGGUGUGGAAGGAGGGGAGGGCAUACCGAGUGGUGCUCACGGUGAAGAAGGGCAGCGGCUCGGCGUACGUCGACGGACAGCUUGUGGGGAGUUUGGAGGAGAAACCUCCAUCUACUGGUGCGUUUCCUCCGCCUCUGCCUCCGCCUCCUCUUGAGCAAUUUCCGCGUGGGAGGCCGCCGGAGAGGGUCUCGCAAAUCUUCGUGGGGAAAUACAGGGGCAGCGAGGAAAACGCAGAGGUCCACGUGACGGUGACGAACGUCUUGCUGUACAACCGCUGCUUCAACUCCAGUGAUGUUGCGGCGCUGGAGGGGAAGGAGGAGGCCAUCGUGACGCCGCCGGAACCGGAGGAGCAACCGCCUCGCGCCGCCGCAUCCGCCGCCAGUGGCCCGACGGCCUCUGCGCACGGCGGGGCUGCAGCAACUGGCAUCGUGGCCGAGGAGCCGUCAGGGGCAGCCGGCACUGGCCCCGCGACGACCAGCGCGGCUGAGAGUACGGCGGGGGAUGCGUCGGCACCGCGCGUUCCUCCGGCGCCGGACUUAAACAACGCCUCCGUCUCGCCCGCAAAAGAGGCUGCGGGCACAGUGCAGAGGGAGGCCGGCGGCGGAGACAGUUCCGUGCGUGGGCGUCUGUCUGCGGUGUCGCUGCCGCUGCCGCUGCCGCUUCUGCUGGGGCUGUGGGGGUGUGUCUCGUUCCUCUGA
Molecule: messenger RNA, 798 nt
Organism: Trypanosoma conorhini
Lineage: Eukaryota; Euglenozoa; Kinetoplastea; Trypanosomatida; Trypanosomatidae
Product: trans-sialidase
Exons: 1
Coding region: 1-798 (265 amino acids)
Source: RefSeq, a predicted model, not a curated record